Harmonia axyridis is the source of this 1885-nucleotide messenger RNA. RefSeq lists its product as uncharacterized. Bases 98 to 1222 code for a protein of 374 amino acids. NCBI's taxonomy places the organism in Eukaryota, Metazoa, Arthropoda, Insecta, Coleoptera, Coccinellidae. Gene Ontology annotation, biological process: negative regulation of TOR signaling; neurotrophin TRK receptor signaling pathway; negative regulation of protein kinase activity. The transcript has 7 exons. The record is from RefSeq and is a predicted model, not a curated record. Gene Ontology annotation, cellular component: cytoplasm.
AUAAAAACUUUUUGCGUUCAAGUUGUCAGAUCAGAAGUAUCCUUGAGAAAUUAUUUGUUGCAUUCGGUAAAAAUACAGUUCAAAAUAAGCUUAAAAAAUGAAUAAGGUUGGUUGUAAAUGUUUGAAUGUUAUAAUUGAAAGUGAAUUGGACUUUUGCGAGGUGGAAAUUGAUCGAUUGGAAUUGACAAAAGAAGAGAGCGAAGAUAAAUUUUUCCAAAACGAUAAUUUAAGACAAGUGGAGAAGCUUGACAAUAUCAGCAAGAGUUUACCAGGCUUGGUUGAGACUAGGGAAGUUGGGUCAUGGAUAAUUCAUUAUUGCAUAAAUUGUCAGGUUCAUACUCACGCUAUUCACAAGAAAAAAGGUGCCUCAUGCGUUAUAGUUCAUCCAUCGCUUCUGACCGAGGAGGAAGUAAAACGACUGAGGCAUAGUGGAAAUUUUUCUAAAGCAUACAAUAUCGUGGUAGACGUUGAAAAGUUCAUCGAUGAUAAUGAUGAUAUCUUUUAUCCAAGUGAAAUGGAUUCUCUAAUGGCAGGAAUCAAACAGAAUGCAACGGAAGCAUUGAAAAAAGAGGCAGCUCUAAUAGAAGAAAGAAUUAAAAAAUACACAGAAGAACAAUAUUUGAUGCUGGAUCUCUUACGGGAAAGGCUAUCUUCAGAGGAACAGACAUUGAUGCGGAUCGUUCUUGCACAUUUCACACAAACAUCUAACAAAGAUGACAAAAACAGCUAUAAAUUCUUAAGGACACAUGACGAAGUAGUUCCUCAGAUUUCUAAGAAGUAUUCCGAUAGAGCAUCUAGCCAGGCUAUGGGUAUGAGUGCAAUGUCGCCAAAAAAACAAAAAAAGGCCAUUUUAGAAACUAAUGAAUUUGACGAUAUGAUGUUCCCUUUCGAUGGGUUGGAUGACAAGCCAUCAGAUAACGAAGAAUUUGGAGAUGUAGAUAGUAGUGAUAUUGAAGAAGCCACAAAAGAAAUCGAUAGGUAUCAAUCUAGGGUACGCAGCUCCAGUAUAAAAAUAGCCAAGUCUCUUCCUAUGGACAUUCCAGCAUUUUUGAAACCAAAGAAAAGCCAUACUGUAGACUUCGAUACUGAUGAGGACGAUGAUUCUAUUCCUAAAAAUAGCAAUAUAGAUAUUGCAGCUAGCAUUAAAAAAUUAGCUAAAAGUGUACAUGGUAGUGAGAUAUUUGGUGAUUUGCCGAGGCCAAGGUUUAGCACUCAGCUCUAGCCAUUCACUGGAAAUAUUUAAGUUUGAAGGCUCUUCACGGAAGAAGAAUGGACUAGAUUUGUAUUUUCAAACUGCCAAAAUGAUUGAUUCUAUCACAUCUUGUUUUAAUUGUGGUUGGAAGUGAGUCUGUAUGGACUUUGAAGUGCUUUACUAAGAAUAAGGUCCAAAAAUUGUGAAAAACCAAAAAAAUAUUAAAAAGUGAUAAUUACAAAAAUAUAGGAACAGUUUUUUUAUAUUGUUGUUUAAUCUUCUAGUUAAGAUACACCCAGCCAAGUUUAGAAAUACUGUGGAUUUGGUUAAGAUUUAUUUGUUUCCUAAUCUAUUAUUUUAUUGGUACAUUGACCAAAGGCUGUAGCUAUAUUUUGGAAGUUUAUGUCUUAUUUUCGGCUGUGUGUAUUUUUGCAAAACUCAAAAAAAAUAUAUAAAAUUGUUUUAAAUAAAGUAACAUUGUCUUUUCUAAUUACAUUAUAAUUUUAAUUUACUUGUCUUUUGUUUAAUUUAGUUUUAGUAUGAAUUUGCGUAUAUUAUGUGGAUAUAGAAUUGUUCAAUUAAUUUUUAAUGUGUUUUAAAUCAGUGCAUUUACAAAUUCAGAGUACAAACUUGAGAAAAUAUUGAUUCAAAGUGCUGGCAUUAUAAUUAAAUUGAAUAAAGUUUAAAAAAGUA